This is a messenger RNA of Saccostrea echinata, 2361 nucleotides long. Its product is annotated as ceramide kinase-like protein. Bases 78 to 2165 code for a protein of 695 amino acids. The record is from RefSeq and is a predicted model, not a curated record. Lineage: Eukaryota; Metazoa; Mollusca; Bivalvia; Ostreida; Ostreidae. Gene Ontology annotation, molecular function: kinase activity. The transcript is spliced from 13 exons.
CAAACUUUGCAUGCUGAAAUAGAAAACUUUUCGGUCAUUACCCCUCGGUCAAUACUUCAUUAUUUUUCACUCGAAAGAUGGUGGAUUAUACGUACGAUGACGACGGGAACCCAGUGCGUCGUUUAAAUGAAUGUUAUGAAGAUGCGUUCUCUGACAGUGAGGAUUUGAUCAACCCUUUCGUUAUUAAGGGGGACGGGUUUGAUGUCACUCUGUCCCUGGCUCGUGGAAUGAUCAGCUGGACCACAGUCAGUCCUAAAGUAAAGAAGAGUAAGAUACCACUUCCCGGGACAGCCACAAUCUCCAAGGGAACGGUCGACCUCCCUCUCAAGGACAUAUACGGGGUCCAGAUCAAACGGAAGAGGGCCAAGGGUCAGGUAGAGGGCGAGGGGCUUUGUCAGGGAUUCACCGUUUACACCUAUUAUCAGUUCGGACCAAACUGCUGGAAGGAUCUUGUUAUAGAUUUUGAGCAUCCCAGUGAGUCGCUGUGUAACAAGUAUUAUGAUGGCAUCUAUUCAUUUAUUAAAGAUUUUCCAGGAAGGCCUCAUUCCUUGAAGUUUUUUAUGCAGACCCACGCAGGGGCUCGGACAGGAAGUCAGCUCUACAGAAGUCGGAUUUUACCGAUGCUCAAAGCCGCUAAUCUCAGCGUAGAUUUUCUUGAAAUACAACAUUCAGAGCAUGUGAAACAAGAAAUGAUCCAUACCAAUAUUGAUGAUUAUGACUGUGUGGUAGCGAUGGGUGGCGAUGGGACGGCCUCUAAGGUCGUGUCAGGGUUACUAACAGCCACACAGACCAGGAACGAUGUAGAAAUACGGCAGGGUUUUACGCCCUCUCGACCAGCUAUGCCUGUCGGAAUUAUUCCCACCGGAACCACCAAUCACAUUGCUCGAUCUGUCAUGGGUUUGGCAGAUCCCAUCACUGCUGUUCUUUAUAUCCUAUUGGGCUACAGUGUGCCAGUAGAUGUUUGUUCUGUGUUCAGUGAUGAUAAACUUGUUCAAUGGAAUUUCGCUUGCCAAUAUGGGUUUGGUGCAAAUGCCCUCAGAUAUGCCAAUAACUUCCGCCAUAAUCUCCUUCCUAAGAGUGUAGAUGCUGCUAUUUAUAAAGCCUCUUCUAAGAAGAAACUAAUACCGUACGACUGUGAUGUUGAAUACAUUCCUGCAGAAGACAAACCCAAGGAAGGAGACCAUACUGUGUGUUUUCGGGGAUGUACUGUUUGUUGGACAGAAGAUAUAAAAGAAGAAGAAGAAGUAGAGGAAUGUUUGGUGCAGCCCUUUAAUGAUCUCAAUACCUCCAAUAAUAGUGACACUUUUGUAGAUCUCUCUAAGGAUGAGAGUCCCUGGAAGGUGUCUAAGGGCUCCUUCCUACAGUUGGCUCUGUUCUGUAUCCCUGCCAGGAGUGAGGUGGCGCCCGAGGGACUCAGUAAAUUCUCACAUCUGAAUGACGGCUGUAUGGAACUAGUACUUGUCAAGCACAUCAACAGGAAGGACUUCAUACGUUUUCUUAAACGUCAUGGCAACUCAAAAAACCAGUUUGAUUUUCCAUUUGUGGAGGUGAUCCGUGUCAAGGAAGUAAAAUUUCGCCCCCGACUGCCCACCGGAUGGAAACACACAGACCGUAAAUUUCACGAAAUCCAGUACAGAAUGUCAAAGCUGGAACGCCAGGCGUCGAAGGGAAGUCAGAUCCUGGAAAUUGAUGACAGCGAUGAUGAUAAAGACAAUGACAAUGAGAUGAGGAGUCCAUUAGAUGACAUGAGUGACGUAGAUUCAGAUGAAUACGAGGACGGGGAUUUGAAGGGCUCCAGUAACAGUGGCAGUAGGAAGAGCUCUGCAGGUAGCAACAGGAGUUCUGAGCAGAAACAAUACAUAAAUAACAACAACGUCAUUGUAAACUCCGCCCAUCAGGAUCGUAAUCUUGUCGGCCCUCAGUAUCGCAUGACCUUCGCUGACAUGGAUCGCAUGAAGCGUAAAAAGAAACAAAUUAAAAAGGAAGAAAAGGCCAAGGCACGCGAGGAGAGACAUCUUCGCACAAAGUGGAACCUGGAUAGUGAACUGGUGGAUAAAUAUGAACUGGACUUUAAAGUUCACCAUGGCCUGAUUUCCUUGUGUGGGCGGGGCAUCACACCUGGUUCUGUGUUCCAAGAGGUGGGCUGCCUGCCACUGGCCAGAUGAUUGACAGCACAAGUCACCAUGGAUACCUCCAGAUCUUGGUCUUCUAAGAGUUUGACAGUAUUGCAUUUUUGCAUUAAGAGAUUAAUCACUCAGCAGAUUCAUCCAGCAUUUUAAACAGCUCAUUCAAUCAUCACAAUCAAACUUAAUUAGUGUGGACCUAUAAUGUAAAGGAUUGUAUUGACAAUUUUUUGCAAUG